AUGGCCGCUACGACGGCGACAUACUCGGGCGCAAUGCCGUCGCAGCCAUAUCCGCAAAUGCCCGCCUCCCCGACCCUCACGAACCCGGACAUGAUCCUUCCCGACUACGACCGGCCGCCGUCAAUGGACCUUGAUAGUCAAGAUCUCGACCGCUCGCAGUCGCCCCUCAUGAUGUGGAAGAAUGCGCAGGCUUCAACUUCGAGCGUCGAUUUGACGCAUCAGAUGUAUGCCGGCUCCAACGCAACACUCGAUGCCGCCUUUGGCAACAGCGGCCCCAUCAGCCCCAUCACCCCGACGACACCCAUAAUAUACGGAAAUGGCACAAUGCUGUCCGACAUUGGCGAGGUCACCGAGGUGGAGAGCACCCCAGGAAAACCGUGGACCUCGCGACCUCGGGGAGCCUCGAGCGGCGCCGACAGCGUCAUGGACCCUGUAGACAAUGCUCUACGCUCAUCGCCCACGAUGGGUCUCGACGGCGUCAAAAAACUUGUCCGCAGGCCAAACGACCGUCAGAGAUCAGGCUCGAUGGAAAGCACCAGCACCAUCACCACACAGGACAGGGCCAACAUCUUUGCCGACUUUGACGACUCGGCCAGUGUGGGAGACGACAGUGUGUUCUUGGGCGAUGACGAGGAGAGCGUUGCAGACUCAUACAGACCGGACGAGCCAGCAAAGGCCCCAGUCCCCAGACCGCCGCAACCCGAUGGUCGUAUAGCCCCGGCUGCUGCCGCUGCUGCCGCCGCGGCAGAACGGAGGGCUGCAAACGUUGGCAAGGAUACGGAAAACAUCCAGGCGUCCCUAAGCCAGCGCGCGGAGCUGAUUCUUGCCAAUGCGAAACGGAGACUGACGACAAUGGAGGGCAACCUGAACCGAGCCCGCAACACUCUGCAUUCACACUCGCCCUCGCUGUCAUCACUGGGCUCAGAGUGCUCAACCCCUUCACCCACCCGUGCUUUUGUCGUAUCCCCUGGACAUAGCAGGAUGGGCAGCGAUAAUACUUUUCGAAUUGGUCUGCCGGUAAAGGUUUAUCCUCAGAGGUCGGCAAGCGCAAUGGGGGCUGCUGGUGGCUAUAGGCAGCCGCUUACAACCUCGCGAAGUGUCGACAACAUUCGCCACAGCGCGCAUGAUGGCCCCAGGUCAGACCACAAGCUGUCGCCAGGUCUGCGCGAUGCUAAAAUGGCGCCGCUGAGCGAAAAUCAAGAUGACGUGGAGGGCUCUGUCAUGGGCGAUGCUCGCCGAGUUACACAACCGUCUAGGAACUUUUUGAGCCCGACGUUUGGCUACCCUGACGAAGAAAGGGUCAUAACAAGGUCAGCUUCGGUUAACCAGAUGCGCGAUCUGAAGGACCAGGUGCAGGAUCUCAAAGGAAAGAUUUCCAGUCUGCGAGACCAGGCGCGGGUUGACAGUAUACGGAGGAGAAGUUUCCAAAGCCUGCGCACCCCCAGCCCUUUCACAAACGCACGCGUCGAUCAAUGGUUUGAUGGAACCAACGAGGCCAAGACUGGCUUCACCUCUGCUGGACAGUUGGAUGAUGAAUCUACGACGGAGCGGAGCUUGUGGACCGGAGAAGUAGAAAUCCCAAUUGUCCGCACGGAUCAAAAUUCAGAUGGAAUCAACAGCGCGGGCAUAGUAGAGGACUCGGCGAUCAAGAUCCAGGUUGCGGACGCAAGUGAAGAUCUUUCCACAGAUGAGAAUUUCGACACAGCAGAGGGAGAUCUCCAAGGGGAUGAUGACAUUAGCGAUAUGGUGACGGAGGAUGGCAACUAUGAUGACGAGAAUCCCGAUUAUACAAGCGAAAGCGGCGAGUCCUCAUACCACGAUACAUUUCAACAUCCGCUUUCCCACGAGGACAGAGAGGACGCCUUUGAUUACGAGCACUUCAUAUUGCACAGUGCUCUGGGGACUAUCAGCCAACAACGUCUGGCCCGAAGGGAAAGAGGAAGCUUCAGUUCUGAGGAGUCGGUCGAGACCCAGCGAGGCCCGGUGACGGAUUCAGAGCCGGUGAUGGCGAGAGUAGGUGGUAUGGGACUGCGCAGGAGUGCCAGCCAUUUGUCUAUAGGAACAAGUGCAUCGAAGGACUCAUUCGACUCGUUCGCCACAGCAGAUGAGGGUCGCGCUAGCCGGGAAGGUGGACGCAGGACAGUCGAAGGCAACAGGUCCCGGGCUCAAACACGAACACAGCACCGUGACGAUACCGGGGUUGCAGCGACCCCAACGAUAGCUGAGGAAUCCGACGCGUACUCUGGCUUCGUUACUCCCGUCGACGAAGGGGAUGUCGAUAACGAAAGCAGCAACGAGGGAAGUAGCCAGGGUCGUAAUGAGUAUGGGGCGAUAUAUUCGCCGCCGGUCGCUACCGUUGCGCGUCGACCUGCUAGCAGCGCAGCAACGCACAAGGCCAAUCGACCGUCGGUGUCGUCGCUCGACUCCACCGGCACGAUGAGAAGCUUCCCACUUGUAUCGCGCAAGAAGGCCACAAGUUUGACCAGCAUUCCGAAUACGGAAAACCUGCGCAACAUUUCGAACCAUCUUAUGAAUGACGCUGCUGCCAUCUACGAACAGCGGUCCGGCAGCAGCUUCAGCGGCCGGUCGAGCCCUGUUAAGAAGUCUAGCGCACUAGUUGAGCCGAACACUCCGCUUGCGCUGCAACAGCUCUUACGCGAAGAUCAGUUCCUCGUCGAGAGACUGGUUGCCAGCAUCGGCAAGUGCGUCUUGGGCCUCACGGAGAACGGCAGAUCCAGUGCCGAGAGCCGGAUGCAUCGGAGACGGCUGGACGCGGCGCGCAGGAUUCUCGAAGGCAUUGAUACUGUAUAG
Molecule: messenger RNA, 2811 nt
Organism: Pyricularia grisea
Lineage: Eukaryota; Fungi; Ascomycota; Sordariomycetes; Magnaporthales; Pyriculariaceae
Exons: 1
Coding region: 1-2811 (936 amino acids)
Source: RefSeq, a predicted model, not a curated record